CUAAAAAAAAGUAUAAAAGGGAAGCUUAUCUUUGCACGACUACGCCCCUUCCCCUUUCAAUAUUCAUUGAAUUGGGCGUACACUUUAUCGUAUAACUUAUAUUCCUUUAUAAAGAAACAAACAAAAAAAAAAAAACCGCAUAAUUCAAUAAAAACUUUAUAUUUUAUACAUAUAAACCAUUAUUGCCUUUUAUACUUUCUUUUUUUUUUCUAUUCAUUGUACUCAUGACAAAAUACAUUGUUAUUUCUGGUGGUGUCAUUUCAGGUAUUGGUAAGGGAGUUAUAGCAUCAAGUACAGGUACACUUUUAAAAAGUCUAGGGUUGAAUGUAACUGCAAUUAAGAUUGAUCCUUAUUUGAAUAUCGAUGCUGGACUUAUGACCCCUCUUGACCACGGUGAAGUCUUUGUACUUGAUGACGGUGGUGAAGUGGAUCUUGAUUUGGGUAAUUAUGAACGUUUUCUUGAUGUCGAGUUGAGUCGGAUCAAUAAUAUCACAACCGGUAAAAUAUACCGUCAGGUAAUUGAACGUGAACGUCGUGGCGACUACCUUGGAAAGACAGUUCAAGUCGUCCCCCACAUUACAGAUGCUAUUCAAAACUGGAUUGAAGAGGUAGCCAACAUGCCUAUCGACGGUGAGAACAAGCCUGAUGUCUGUAUUAUUGAGUUAGGAGGCACGGUGGGUGAUAUCGAAUCGGCCCCCUUUGUGGAAGCCAUGCGUCAGUUUCAAUUUCGUGUUGGCCAUGAGAACUUUUGUUUGAUUCAUGUCUCUCUCGUACCUGUUGUAGGUUCUGUAGGCGAACAAAAGACGAAGCCUACUCAGAUGAGUGUUCGUGAUUUACGUGGUGCAGGCCUUUCACCUGAUUUAAUUGCUUGUCGUUCCUCUAAACCUCUUGAUGAAAGCGUGGCUUCUAAAAUCUCCAUGUUUUGUCAUGUCGCCCCUGAACAAGUCUUGGCUGUCCAUGAUGUUUCUUCCGUUUACCAUGUUCCUAUCUUGCUGCGUGAACAUGGUGUGAUUGAUUUCUUUCGUCGUCGUCUUCAUUUGGAUGCCCUCGAGAUCAGUGAUGAGCGACGUUUAGCAGGCGAGCGUCUCUGGAGUGCUUGGACUCGCUUAGCAUCGAGUUAUGACCAUUUACAUGAAACAGUCACGAUUGCUAUCGUUGGUAAAUAUACGGACCUUCAUGAUUCUUACAUCUCCGUCUAUAAGGCACUUGAACAUGCUAGUUUAGCUCAUGGUCGUAAGAUUGAAAUUAAAUGGGUAGAUGCCUCUGAUUUAGAACCUGGCAUCCGUACGAUAAAUCCAAUCAAGUACCAUGAGGCAUGGAAACAUGUCUGUAGCUCAGAUGGUAUCCUUGUCCCUGGUGGCUUUGGUAGUCGUGGUAUCGAAGGUAUGAUCUUGGCUGCUCAAUGGGCUCGUGAACAUAACGUACCUUACUUGGGUAUCUGUCUUGGUAUGCAAAUCUCCGUCGUUGAAUUUGCUCGUCAUGUCUGUCAUCUGCCAAACGCUCAGUCUGCUGAAGUGGAUCCUAAUACGGAUACACCUGUCGUCAUCUAUAUGCCAGAGAUCUCAAAGACGCAUUUAGGUGGUACCAUGCGUCUCGGCCUUCGUCCUACUCUUUUCCAACCUAAUACUGAAGGAUCGAUUGUACGUCGAUUAUAUGAUGGGAAAGAGUCUGUAGAUGAACGCCAUCGUCACCGUUAUGAAGUGAAUCCUAUCCAUGUUGAAACAUUUGAAAAGAAGGGUCUUAAAUUCAUUGGUAGAGAUGAAAAGGGAGAGCGUAUGGAGAUUGUUGAAUUAGAGGGUCAUCCUUUCUUUGUUGGAUGUCAGUAUCAUCCUGAAUAUCUGACUCGUCCUUUAAAACCUUCUCCUUUAUUCAAUGGUCUCAUUAUGGCAGCUAUUGGCAAAUUAAAUACGAUAUAAUUUUUUUUUAUUAUAAUAAUAAACUAUACUAUACUAUACAUAAAGUA
Molecule: messenger RNA, 1963 nt
Organism: Cokeromyces recurvatus
Lineage: Eukaryota; Fungi; Mucoromycota; Mucoromycetes; Mucorales; Mucoraceae
Product: CTP synthase
Exons: 1
Coding region: 225-1916 (563 amino acids)
Biological process (GO): pyrimidine nucleobase biosynthetic process; CTP biosynthetic process
Cellular component (GO): cytoophidium; cytoplasm
Molecular function (GO): identical protein binding; CTP synthase activity
Source: RefSeq, a predicted model, not a curated record